CCUGUUUGUAAUAAACACGCGGAUAAGUACCAAGCGGUGGACAAAGUAUACAUAUGAAAACGACAAACAAGGUGCUAUAGGCAACCGACAAUAUGAAGACGGUAAGAAAGUUGCACUCACUUAUAUGGGCUGGAUAUCCAGUUGAGUAAUCACAAUGUUGUGGACAAUUGUGGUUUUCAGUCUGCUGUGUGUUGUGUGUGAUCAUAUUCAAUCCUGGGUAAUUGAGCCGAGCGUUUUCACAGUUUACCGGACCAAACACUCAUGGAAUGAAGCGAGACAAAUAUGUGAAAAUAACAACAAUACUCUCCUUACUAUACCGGAUGAACACUAUUGGACCUUUUGGAAGUUUGUGUUGAACCCCGAGGGAGAAGCCCUUUACAGGAACAUCGACAACUCCAGGUAUUGGUUCGGUCUCCAUGCUCCAGACCCAAAUAAUAAGACGUCACUGGUGUGGGUUGAUUGCGACAUCCCCUCGUGGAUAGAAUGGACUAGCGCUGGCCGUAAUUAUGAACCAGAACAUCAAUGUUUAGCUUUCGAUGUUUACUUCAAACCAUUUACUACUAUUCUUCUCAAAAUCUGGCUGGCAGACAACUGUCCCACAGACAACUAUUUUGUAUGCAGCGAACCAUUAAGUAGUGCAGAUGGCGCGUGUAUUACCCAUGGCUGUGACGAGUAUGUCCGAGUCGUCACUGAUAACAAUCAGUGUAUAGACAUGUGCCAGAGCUACCCAGAAUGCCGUACUAACUUUACAAGCAUUUCCGGUUUGGGGAUUUGUCAUGUUUUUAACGUAACAGCCAACCAGAGCUCGGCAUUCUAUCGGAUGUGUUUGUUAUAUGGAAAUAAAACAAUAAAUACCUGUUCCAAUGAUAACGGGUUCGGUGAUACCAGUAACAUAAACAAUGUCGAUCCGUAUCCCACUGGCAUCUGUCUCCCAGAGGAGACAACAUCGGUACAAAGUACUUCUACAGCAGACGAAACAAGUGCUGCUGACAUGACAACUACUGAUGUCCUAACGACUACAGAGGUGCUCCGAACGACGACAACGACAUCGACAUCCCAACCAAUGUGCGUGUGUCCCUGUAGCAUUGUUAACGGACCGGAGCUCACGAUUGAAGAGAAAGUUGAAUUACUGAAGAAGGAACUCACGGUAAAUAAGAAAACCACUUCCCUCCACAAACGCAAGUUUAUCAGUGCGAGUGACGACAGAAUAUCAGCAACGGGGAUCGGGUCAUUUGGCGUAGGGAUGCUUGCCAUAGUCCUAAUAUCUAUCUGUAUCAUGGACCUCGGCACGCUGAAGGCAGACUUUCACAAUAUGUACAAUAAUGUGAGGAGCUGCUGCUGUAGGAACAAGAAAGAAAGUCGCGUCCGUCACGUGCGCCAUGAUGAUCCGUCGAUUCCAAAAGUGAGAUUGUUUACAGAUUCGAGUUGUCCUGUUGUUGUGAGCGCUACUACGUCCCCAACUCAUCAAAACUUUAAAGACGACAUAUCUUUGCAACGGAAUGAUAUGACAAUGCUUUCUGUACCCACAAACAAUGCAAUUGCCAAAACGCAAAACCCGAAUUCCUCGUUAAGCAGCGGAUCGACGUCGUCAAUGACAAUGGGGUCAAGAAGUUCUUCAAAUAGAACAGGAACAGACCAAAGUUCAAAUAAUUCACCUGAACAUCAUAGCUCUUUAUCGAUACAGUCUUCAAGCACUUCAGGAAACGCUUCUAGAAAGUCCUUGGCAAGAUCCUCCUCAAAAUCGCCUAUGAAUAAGCACAUGAACCCAUGUUAUAAUGAUGUACCACUGUGUAAGUCAUCUAAUGACGAUCAUGAAGCAGAUAUGCUCCCAAACAGAAUAAUAAGCACAGAACUUCAUGGUAGGCAUUUACAUAGGAGAGACAACAGUAAGGAGCCGAUUUGGCUUCGAAUGGUUUGAUUUGUGAAACGUUCAAUAGGCACGUUGCUCUCGAAAGUUCUGUGUACUCUGACGCAUGUGUUGUGCAGUGCUGAGAAGUAUUGUUGUUUUCUAACCAAACAAUAUUGUGUUUGAAACAUAUUUUGUUAGCGAGUUAUCUGUGGAUAAAAAACGGUGAAAUGUGCAACUACCAGACACAAUUUAAAUAAGACCGUGAAAUAUUGUUUGUUUGGUUAACUUCCUGUCUUGUGCCUGCAGGAUUAUAUGCAAUUGCUAUUCAUUUGACAUUGAUAGACAUCGCUGUUGUGAUCUAUCCGGUCAGAUAGUGUCCCGCUUUCUUCUUUGUGAGAGCUGGUUGACACAAUACGGCUGUCGUAUCAGAUGAAAGGACAUGAUUGCAUCGGAUUAGCACGGACUCGUGUUGAUGUAAUGGGUCUUGAAAAAUCGAAAUCAACAUUGUAUUGUGCUGAUUAUAAUAUUUGAACGAUAUAUAUCUAGUUUUACCUAUUUAACUUGGUUUUAAUAUACUAAAUCGACCCCUAUACUCAUUGAACAUGCAUCUCAAUUCUUUGAAGUGGAAAAUUGCCUAUAUACAACCGAUAUUUGGUAAGGUAAUGUCCCUCAUGUGUCCUGACAAUGUACCACUGUUAACUUACGUGAGCAUUAUCUAAACAUUACAGAUACAUCGUUAGGCACGUCUCUUUGGUGUCCAAAAUCAGAAUGCUUUCAUGGUUUUCAAUUCUUUUAAAUAUAUAUAUUAGGUAAGAAAGUGAAAAUAUCUCAUUAACCUCCGGUAACUGUGUUCUCACUCCAUGAGUUCAGUUACAUACUGUAGGUCUAUAGUAACUGUAAAGGAAUACUUACCUCAAAUAUGUCAUACUGUACGUUGAUGUAAUAGAUACAGACAAUGGGUAUGAUUUUGCGAAUUAUCUUAUAUGAAAAUAGUCUAUCACAUUUUGCUCAAUUAUUCGUUUUUCUGGAACUAUAAAAGUUGUAAGAAUCUUUAAGAAUAUUAAUAGGCAUUUUUAAAAUCAAAGUCAUAUUUAUCAAUAUUACGUUCAAUGGGAACUUGCUUGCCUACAUUAUAUACAGAUAUUUAAUUGAUCAAGAAUAAGAGACGUGAACUUCCUUUAUCACAAGACUGCUCAACUGUACCUUUAGCUGAUUUCACAAACAUAGGCUGAUAUGAAUCACGAUUGUUGAUACGACUAACCUAACAUAUGCUGAAACCACCUAUAAAUGUUGAUAUUACCUAUAAUGUUGAUAUUACCUAUAAAUGUUGAUACUACUUAUAAAUGUUGAUAUUACCUAUAAGUGUUGAUACUUCCUAUAAAUGUAGACAUUACCUAUAUAUGUAGAUAUUCCAAUGAUAAAAAGAUCUUUAUCACGUCUGUUUCUACAUACCAAGUAAACACUAACGGUUGAAGACUAAGUUGUGAACGUGAUAAAGGGUUUUAGAGACACAUUUCCAUUUUCGUUGUAAUCUAAAUAUGUUUUGGAACACUUUAGACAUUUAUUCUUUGGACUUAAGCUACAUUGAUAAAUCUGAAUUGGACAAAAUGACCAUAUGCAGCAAUACAUGUUUUCUUUGUUUGGAUUGCUGCAUCGACAAACAGAACUGUUAACUUGGUGCUUCCUUCCAUCGUGUUACUGGUAUUUGUUCACAUGUAUUCCACAGAACUAGUGUAUCGAUGACAUCAAAGAUUGCUGAUAAUCGACACAAACACGAAGCAGAACAUGUAUUGAUAUCUUGUAAAGCCCUUUCUUUAUAAAUAGCAUAUUAUCUGUUAUAAUAAUAUAUAGAAUUGGAAAUAACAAAAAAAAAAAAGUAUGAUAACAAUA
Molecule: messenger RNA, 3739 nt
Organism: Mizuhopecten yessoensis (Yesso scallop)
Lineage: Eukaryota; Metazoa; Mollusca; Bivalvia; Pectinida; Pectinidae
Exons: 7
Coding region: 155-1918 (587 amino acids)
Source: RefSeq, a predicted model, not a curated record